Messenger RNA from Trachemys scripta elegans, 12102 nucleotides. RefSeq names its product zinc finger homeobox 3 (gene ZFHX3). Gene Ontology annotation, molecular function: RNA polymerase II cis-regulatory region sequence-specific DNA binding; zinc ion binding; DNA-binding transcription factor activity, RNA polymerase II-specific. The record is from RefSeq and is a predicted model, not a curated record. Gene Ontology annotation, biological process: regulation of transcription by RNA polymerase II; brain development; regulation of neuron differentiation. The transcript has 10 exons. Gene Ontology annotation, cellular component: nucleus. Bases 558 to 11522 code for a protein of 3654 amino acids. Lineage: Eukaryota; Metazoa; Chordata; Testudines; Emydidae.
CUCCCUCCCCCGCCGCCUGGGCUGAAUCUUAUUGAUCCAGAAGGUGGCUAAUUAGCCCUUCCCGUCGUGCCUGGGUAAUGAGGCACAUGCGCACUGCACUAAUCAGCCAUUUUUUGCAGGAAACUAAUUAGCAGAAUAAAGAUCCAAAGAGUUUUUUUUCUUCCCAAUCAUCAGAUCUGAGUCCGGGCGCUUCCUGCUCCGGCGACCGCCAGCCCCACCGCCCGCUCCGCCCCGACCGCCGCUGCUGCUGCUGCCGCCCGUGGCCCCCUCUCUCCGGGGGGCUGCAAACUCCCCAACAACGAUGCUGCUGCUGGGCAGCGGCGGCGGCGGCGGCGGCUCCUGCUCGGCUCCGGCUGCUGCCUCCUGCUCCUGCUGCUGCUGCCCCGGGCUCCUCCUCGGAGCGCGCCGCUCCUGCCGCUGCAGCCGCGGCAGCCUGCAUGGGAUCCGUGGCCCCAGCGCCUCUGCCCGGGAUUAAAAGCGCCGCCGCCGCCGCUGCCGGGGAAGCGACCGUGUCCAAGCCGUAGUGGGUGCAAUGAAAGCUCCAUGCAGGCCUUACCAUGGAAGGCUGUGACUCGCCUGUCAUCUCUGGGAAGGACAAUGGGUGUGGCAUCCCUCAGCACCAGCAAUGGACUGAACUCAACAGCACCCACCUCCCUGACAAACCCAGUAGCAUGGAGCAGUCCACAACCGAAAACCACGGGGCCCUAGACAGCCUGAGGGUCCCCUUUAAUGAGCGCAUUCCAGACAGCACCAACUCAGCUGGCCCCAACACUGAGUCCACUAGCAAAGAGGUCAGCUGCAACGAAUGCUUGGCCUCCUUCGCCAGUUUACAGACCUAUAUGGAGCACCAUUGCCCCAGUGCCCGCCCACCUCUUCCACUGAGGGAGGAAAGUGGGAGCGAUACCAGUGAGGAGGGGGACGAGGAGAGUGACGUGGAGAACCUUGCUGGAGAAAUAGUCUACCAGCCAGAUGGCUCCGCGUAUAUUGUUGAAAGCGUCAACCAGUUGAUCCAAAGUGGGGGAGCCUGUGGCAGUGGGGCUCUCCCUUCGUUCGUUAUGAACUCUCUACCCAACGCUGGGGGCAAACAAGGAGAACCCUCCUCUGCUGCACCCGUGUACCCACAGAUCAUUAAUACUUUCCACAUAGCCUCAUCCUUCGGGAAAUGGUUUGAGGGCUCAGACCAGUCCUUCCCGAAUACCUCAGCCCUGACGGGCAUCAGCCCCGUCUUGCACAGCUUCCGCGUUUUUGAUGUGCGACACAAAAGCAACAAGGAUUACCUGAACAGCGACGGUUCUGCCAAAAGCUCCUGUGUAUCCAAAGAUGUUCCCAACAAUGUGGACCUGUCCAAAUUUGAUGGCUUUGUGCUCUAUGGGAAGAGGAAGCCCAUACUGAUGUGUUUCUUGUGCAAGCUCUCCUUUGGGUAUGUCCGCUCAUUUGUGACCCAUGCAGUGCAUGACCAUCGAAUGACUCUGAGUGAGGAGGAGCGGAAAAUUCUUAGCAAUAAGAACAUCUCCGCUAUCAUCCAAGGGAUAGGCAAAGACAAGGAACCCCUUGUAAGUUUUCUGGAACCAAAAAAUAAAAACUUUCAACACCCUUUAGUUUCCGCAGCUAACCUCAUAGGCCCUGGACACAGCUUUUACGGUAAAUUCAGUGGGAUUCGAAUGGAAGGGGAAGAGGCUCUCCAGACUGGCACUGCCAGUGGAGCAGAGCAGCCACCAUCAGGCAUCUUGGCGCCUGGUGCCCUCUUGAACCUUGGUGGGCUGACCAGCUCGGCUCUGAAAACCCCAAUUACCUCAGUCCCCCUGGGCCCGCUGGCUUCCAGUCCUACCAAAUCCUCAGAGGGAAAAGACUCUGGGGCAGCAGAUAGUGAGAAGCAAGAAAUGGGUGACCAGGAUAGCCUCUCGGAAAAGGCAGAGCCAGCUGAGGAGGUGGAGGAUGAAGAAGAGGAGGAUGUGGAGGAGGAGGAGGAAGAGGAGGAGGAGGAGGAAGACGACGACGAUGAGGGUUGCAAAGGACUGUUUCCAAGCGAGUUGGAGGAUGAAUUGGAAGAUAGGCCCCAUGAAGAGUCUGGGGCUGUGGCAGGUAGCAGCAGCAAAAAGGACCCUGCUCUCUCAAACCAAAGCAUUUCUAACUCUCCCUUAAUGCCUAACGUGCUCCAGACCCUGUCAAGGAGCACAGCUUCUUCUAGUUCUAAUUCUGCUUCUUCCUUUGUCUUUGAUGGUGCAAACAGGAGGAGUCGUUUAAGCUUUAACAAUGAGGGCGGUGGAGCCAGUGUGGCAGAGGGCAGCAGGAGGUUGGACUUCAUCGAUGAAAGUGCCAAUAAAGACAAUGCCACAGCACCAGAACCAAAUGAGAGUGCAGAGGGUGAGGAUGGGAGCUACAUCUCCCAUCACCAGCAUGCUGGUUCCCUCUGUGAGCUUGGGGGUGGGGAGUGCCCCUCGGGGAGUGGCGUGGAGUGCCCAAAGUGUGACACCGUCCUGGGCUCCUCACGAUCACUAGGCGGCCACAUGACCAUGAUGCAUUCUCGCAACUCGUGUAAGACACUCAAGUGUCCCAAGUGCAAUUGGCACUACAAAUACCAGCAGACACUUGAGGCACACAUGAAGGAGAAGCACCCCGAGCCAGGUGGCUCAUGUGUGUACUGCAAGAGUGGGCAGCCACACCCCCGGUUGGCACGGGGUGAGAGCUACACUUGUGGUUACAAGCCUUUUCGCUGUGAGGUCUGUAACUACUCCACUACUACCAAAGGCAACCUCAGUAUUCAUAUGCAGUCCGACAAGCAUCUCAACAACAUGCAAAACCUGCAGAAUGGAGGGGGAGAGCAAGUCUUCAGUCACGCUGCUGGGGCAGCGGCAGCAGCUGCGGCAGCGGCAGCAGCUGCGGCAGCAAACAUUGGUAGCACCUGUGGGGCCCCCUCACCCACCAAACCAAAAACCAAACCCACCUGGCGGUGUGAGGUGUGUGACUACGAAACCAAUGUAGCAAGGAACCUUCGCAUUCAUAUGACCAGUGAGAAGCAUAUGCACAAUAUGAUGCUGCUUCAGCAGAAUAUGACCCAAAUCCAACACAACCGGCAUAUGGGCCUUGGCAGCCUGCCCUCCCCAGCUGAGGCUGAGCUGUACCAGUACUACCUGGCACAAAACAUGAAUCUACCCAACCUGAAGAUGGACAGCACUUCAUCCGAUGCCCAGUUCAUGAUGGGUGGAUACCAACUCGAUCCCACCAAUCCUAUGGCAACUAUGGCUCCAUCUCUAGUGGGUGGAGAGAUCCCCCUGGACAUGCGGCUGGGGGGCGGGCAGCUGGUGUCCGAGGAGCUAAUGAACCUGGGUGAGAGCUUCACACAAACAAAUGACCCAUCACUGAAGCUCUUCCAGUGUGCUGUGUGCAACAAGUUCACUACAGACAACCUGGACAUGCUGGGGCUGCACAUGAAUGUGGAGCGCACCCUACCUGAGGAUGAGUGGAAGGCAGUGAUGGGGGACUCAUACCAAUGCAAGUUGUGCCGCUACAACACACAACUCAAGGCAAACUUCCAGCUCCACUGCAAAACUGAUAAGCACGUGCAGAAGUACCAACUAGUAGCGCACAUCAAGGAGGGUGGCAAGGCCAACGAGUGGAGGCUGAAAUGUGUGGCCAUCGGGAACCCCGUGCAUCUGAAAUGUAAUGCCUGUGACUACUACACCAACAGUCUGGAGAAACUGCGUCUGCACACAGUUAACUCCAGGCAUGAGGCCAGCCUGAAGCUGUACAAGCACCUUCAGCAUCAUGAGAGCGGGGUUGAGGGCGAAAGCUGCUAUUAUCACUGUGUCCUCUGUAACUAUUCCACCAAGGCCAAGCUGAACCUUAUCCAGCAUGUGCGCUCCAUGAAACAUCAGCGUAGUGAGAGCCUGCGCAAACUGCAGCGCCUUCAGAAGGGCCUCCCUGAGGAAGAGGAAGACUUAGGUCAGAUCUUCACCAUCCGCAAGUGUCCAGCUGCUGAUGCCGAAGAGUCGGUUGAAGAUGUGGAAGGGCUGAAUGAGACACCGGCUGAUCCAGAAGAGCCUACGAAAGAGCAAGAGAGUGGCAGUGACAAGGACCAGAACAAAUGGACAGCACCAGCCAGCCAGGCAGACAAGGAGCUGACAGAGUCUCCAGCAUCCUCCAAACGCAUGUCAUUUCCCAGCAGCUCUGAGUCACCUCUCUCCUCUAAAUGGUCAAAAACUUCAGAGGAGACCAAAUCAGAGCAGAUGUAUCAGUGUCCAUACUGCAAAUACAGUAACACCGAUGUGAACCGGCUGCGGGUGCAUGCCAUGACCCAGCACUCAGUGCAGCCCAUGCUCCGUUGCCCGCUCUGCCAGGACAUGCUCAACAACAAGAUCCAUCUGCAGCUGCACCUCACACACCUGCACAGUGUGUCACCCGACUGUGUUGAAAAACUCAUCAUGACGGUGACAACACCUGAAGUGAUGAUGCCCAGCAGUAUGUUUCUCCCAGCAGCCACUCCAGACAGAGAUGGAAACACCAAUGCAGAGGAGCCGGGGAAGCAGGCUGAGACCUCUGAGGACUCCGGAAAAAGCAUUCUGUCAUCUGAGAGCAUAGAGCACAGUGGAGAGUCCAAACCUGUUCCUGCCGAUCAGAGCUCCACCAGAGAGGACUCUGGCUUUCUUUGCUGGAAGAAGGGGUGCAGCCAGGUGUUCAAAAGCUCAUCGGCCCUUCAAACGCAUUUCAAUGAAGUUCAUGCUAAACGGCCCCAACUGCCAGUGUCCGAUCGCCAUGUCUACAAGUACCGUUGCAACCAGUGCAGCCUGGCCUUCAAAACCAUCGAGAAGCUGCAGCUUCAUUCUCAGUACCAUGUCAUCAGAGCAGCUACUAUGUGUUGUCUUUGCCAACGCAGUUUCCGAACCUUCCAAGCUCUGAAGAAGCACCUGGAGACGAGUCAUCUGGAGUUGAGUGAAGCAGACAUUCAGCAGCUUUACAGUGGGCUUUUGGUCAAUGGAGACCUCCUAGCUAUGGGCGACCCUUCGUUGGCGGAUGACCAUACUAUCAUUGUUGAAGAUGAUAAAGAGGAAGAGAGUGACCUAGAAGAUAAACAGAGUCCUACUGGCAGUGAUUCUGGGUCAGUACAAGAAGACUCUGGCUUGGAACCUAAGAGGGCCCUACCUUUCAGGAAAGGUCCUAAUUUCACCAUGGAGAAAUUUCUCGAUCCAUCUCGCCCAUACAAGUGCACAGUCUGCAAAGAAUCUUUCACACAAAAGAACAUUCUUUUGGUCCAUUACAAUUCAGUUUCUCAUCUGCAUAAACUGAAAAGAGCCCUUCAGGAGUCUGCUACUGGGCAACCUGAACCUACCAGCAGUCCAGACAACAAACCUUUUAAGUGCAACACUUGCAAUGUGGCCUACAGCCAGAGUUCUACGCUGGAGAUCCACAUGAGGUCUGUCCUACACCAGACCAAGGCUCGAGCUGCCAAGCUGGAGGCAGCUAGUGGCAGUGGCAAUAGUAAUGGAACUGGGAAUAGCAGUAGUAGCAGUAUCUCUCUGGGUUCAUCCACACCAAGUCCAGUGAGUACUAGCAGCUCUAAUACCUUCACAACCACCAACACCAGCAACGCUGGCACAGCUCCAGUCCCUAGUUUACUCAACCAGGGAUCCAGUGAGAGUGUGGGAAUUUCCUCUUCGAGUAAUCCCGUUAGCACUAACAUCGUCUCUCCUUCUGAGCCUAAGGACGUCAACCGGAAGAAACUGGCAGACAUGAUUGCAUCCAGGCAGCAGCAACAGCAACAAGCUCAAACCUUAGCACAGGCGCAAGCCCAAGUCCAGGCCCACCUACAGCAAGAGCUGCAGCAGCAAGCUGCGCUCCUGCAGUCUCAGCUGUUCAACCCUGCUCUCUUACCCCACUUCCCCAUGACCACAGAGACCCUGCUCCAGCUUCAGCAACAGCAGCAUCUUCUGUUUCCAUUUUACAUCCCCAGUGCCGAGUUCCAGCUCAAUCCAGAAGUUAGCUUGCCUGUGACCAGUGGUGCUCUGACACUAUCUGGUACUGGUCCAAAUUUGCUGGAAGAUUUAAAGGCUCAAGUUCAGCUCCCACAGCAGAGCCAUACACAGAUAUUACAACAGCAGCAAGGUCAACUAUCUUUGUCACAGUCUCACUCUGUCCAUAUACAACAGAGCCAGCAUCAAGAGAAAAAAAACAAAUCCGUUAUUAAGGAGAAGGAAAAAGAAACCCAGAGGGAAAGGGAAAAUGCAGAGAGGGGAGACAGCAGUUCAUUGUCUAAGGAGUCUCUGCCUGACAACCUAAAGCCCAAAGACAAGAAAGACUUUGCCCCAGGCAAUAGUUCAGAACCCUCCCUACUUCCUCCACGUAUCGCAUCUGAUGCAAGAGGCAAUGCCACAAAAGCCUUGCUAGAAAACUUUGGCUUUGAGCUGGUUAUUCAGUACAAUGAGAACAAGCAGAAGGUGCAAAAGAAAAAUGGGAAGACAGAGCAAGGUGAGAACUUGGAAAAGCUUGAAUGUGACACAUGUGGCAAGUUUUUCUCAAACAUCCUCAUUCUAAAGAGUCACCAAGAGCACGUUCACCAACACUACUUCCCCUUUAAGCAGCUGGAGAAGUUUGCCAAGCAGUACAGAGAGCACUAUGAUAAACUGUAUCCACUGAGACCUCAGACUCCAGAUCCGCCACCACCUCCACCUCCGCCUCCACCUCCACUCCCUACAGCACCUCCUCAGCCAGCUUCCACUCCUGCCAUUCCUACUUCUGCUCCACCUAUUACUUCUCCUACAAUUGCACCAGCCCAGCCGUCUGUGCCACUCACCCAGCUCUCUAUGCCAAUGGAGCUGCCCAUCUUUUCACCACUUAUGAUGCAAACUAUGCCACUACAAACAUUACCUGCCCAGUUACCACCUCAGCUUGGUCCUGUAGACCCUCUACCUGCAGACCUAGCUCAGCUGUAUCAACAUCAGCUCAACCCUAGCCUUCUACAGCAACAGCAGAACAAGAGGCCACGUACUCGGAUCACAGACGACCAGCUCAGAGUUCUUCGGCAGUAUUUUGAUAUUAACAACUCUCCCAGUGAGGAACAGAUCAAAGAGAUGGCAGACAAGUCUGGACUACCACAGAAAGUGAUAAAACACUGGUUUAGAAACACUCUGUUCAAAGAACGCCAGCGCAACAAGGAUUCCCCGUACAACUUCAGCAAUCCUCCAAUUACCAGCCUGGAAGAACUGAAGAUAGACUCACGGCCUCCCUCUCCAGAACCUCAAAAGCACGAAUACUGGGGAAGCAAGAGGUCCUCCAGGACACGGUUCACUGAUUACCAGCUCAGAGUCCUGCAGGACUUUUUUGAUGCUAAUGCUUAUCCAAAGGAUGAUGAAUUUGAACAACUUUCUAAUUUGCUGAACCUCCCUACACGUGUUAUAGUGGUGUGGUUCCAGAACGCCCGUCAGAAAGCUAGGAAAAACUAUGAGAACCAAGGAGAAGGCAAAGAUGGGGAACGGCGGGAGCUUACAAAUGAUAGGUACAUUCGAACAAGCAACUUAAACUACCAGUGCAAAAAAUGUAGUCUAGUCUUUCAGCGCAUUUUUGAUCUUAUCAAACACCAGAAAAAGCUUUGUUAUAAGGAUGAGGAUGAGGAUGGACAGGACGAUAGCCAGAAUGAAGACUCUAUGGAUGCAAUGGAGCUGUUGACGCCAACCAGUUCCUCCUGCAGCACACCAAUGCCCUCUCAAGCUUACAGCACCCCCACAUCUUCAGCUAAUGCAACCUCUUCAGCCUUCGUGCAGCUCACAGCGGAGGCAGAUGACUCCUCCAUGUAUAGUUCUAAAAUAGAAGCUACAGAUGAGAAACCAAAGCAAUCUGAACCUCUGAGUACACAGCAAAACCAAACUCAAGACAAGCAAGUACAACCAAAGCAAGAGCCGCAGCCGCAGCAGCAGCAAGACCAAGGAGAACAGAAGACAAGUUCAACACACCAAAAGAUCUCACCAUUAUCCUCCCCAUCCUCAUUACAACAACAGCCUCCACCACAGGCACAGCCACCCCAGUGUCCUUUGCCACAGUCAAGCCCAAGUCCAUCUCAACUCUCACAUCUUUCCCUCAAGCCCCUUCAUACGUCCACCCCUCAACAACUGGCAAACCUACCUCCUCAGUUAAUCCCGUACCAGUGUGACCAAUGCAAACUGGCAUUUCCCUCCUUUGAGCAUUGGCAGGAGCAUCAGCAGCUUCAUUUUUUGAGUGCACAAAACCAGUUUAUCCAUCCGCAGUUUCUGGACAGGACACUAGAUAUGCCUUUCAUGCUUUUUGACCCCAGUAAUCCACUACUUGCAAGCCAGCUGCUAUCUGGAACUCUACCUCAGAUUCCAGCAAGCUCAGCCACUUCACCCUCAACCCCAACAUCUACAAUGAACACUCUGAAGAGAAAGCUGGAGGAAAAGGCCAGUGCAAGCCCUGGGGAAAAUGAUAGUGGGACUGGCGGAGAAGAACCUCAGAGAGAUAAGCGUCUAAGGACAACUAUUACCCCAGAACAGCUGGAAAUUCUGUACCAGAAGUACCUGCUCGACUCUAACCCAACACGGAAGAUGUUGGAUCACAUUGCGCAUGAGGUGGGCUUGAAGAAACGUGUUGUGCAGGUUUGGUUUCAGAACACUCGAGCACGGGAAAGGAAAGGGCAGUUUAGAGCUGUGGGACCUGCCCAAGCCCAUAGACGGUGUCCUUUCUGCAGAGCUCUCUUUAAAGCAAAGACGGCUCUGGAAGCUCAUAUCCGAUCCCGUCAUUGGCAUGAGGCUAAGAGAGCAGGGUACAACUUGACUUUGUCUGCUAUGCUCUUGGAUUGUGAUGGAGGACUCCAAAUGAAGGGGGACAUUUUUGAUGGAGCAAGCUUUUCCCACUUGCCACCAACCAGUAGUGAUGGUCAGGGUAUUCCUCUCUCACCAGCAAGCAAAACUAUGGAGCUCUCACCUCGAACUCUGCUUAGUCCGUCCUCCAUUAAAGUGGAAGGAAUAGAAGACUUUGAAAGCCCCUCCAUAUCCUCAGUUAAUCUGAGUUUUGACCAAACCAAGUUGGACAAUGAUGACUGCUCUUCUGUCAACACUGCAAUCACAGACACUACAACAGGAGAUGAAGGCAAUGCAGACAACGAUAGUGCAACAGGGAUUGCAACUGAACUCAAAUCAACAUCAGGACCUAGUGAGGGCCUGACAAAGGCUGCCAUGAUAGCAAUGUCUGAGUAUGAAGAUCGAUUGUCUUCUGGCCUUGUCAGCCCAGCUCCCAGCUUUUAUAGUAAAGAGUAUGACAAUGAAGGUACUGUGGACUAUAGUGAAACCUCCAGCCUUGCAGACCCCUGCUCACCCAGCCCUGGUGCCAGUGGUUCAGCAGGCAAGUCUGGAGACAGUGGGGAUCGGCCAGGGCAGAAACGCUUUCGCACUCAGAUGACUAAUCUCCAGCUAAAAGUUCUAAAGUCAUGCUUUAACGACUACAGGACGCCUACCAUGCUGGAGUGUGAGGUCCUAGGUAAUGACAUUGGACUGCCAAAGAGAGUUGUUCAGGUCUGGUUCCAGAAUGCUAGGGCAAAGGAGAAGAAGUCCAAGCUAAGCAUGGCCAAGCAUUUUGGUAUAAACCAAACAAGUUAUGAGGGACCCAAAACAGAGUGCACUUUGUGUGGCAUCAAGUACAGCGCUCGGCUGUCUGUACGUGACCAUAUCUUCUCUCAACAGCAUAUCUCCAAAGUUAAAGACACCAUUGGAAGCCAGUUGGAUAAGGAGAAGGAGUACUUUGACCCAGCUACUGUACGUCAGUUGAUGGCUCAGCAGGAGUUGGACCGGAUCAAAAAAGCCAAUGAGGUUCUUGGUCUGGCAGCUCAACAGCAGGGCAUGUUUGAUAAUACCCCUCUACAAGCUCUUAACCUUCCUACUGCGUACCCAGCACUACAGGGCAUCCCUCCAGUCUUGCUCCCAGGCCUCAACAGCCCAUCCUUGCCAGGCUUCACUCCAUCCAACACAGCUUUAACUUCUCCAAAACCCAACCUGAUGGGUCUGCCCAGCACAAGCGUCCCUUCACCUGGCCUUCCCACGUCUGGAUUACCAAAUAAACAGCCCUCCGCCUCGCUGAGCUCCCCAACGCCAGCCCAGCCGACCGCGGCCCUGGCCCCGCAGCAGCAGCAGCAGCAGCGCAAGGAGAAGGAAAGUGAGAAGACGAAAGAGAAGGAGAAGGCGCCCAAAGGGAAGGGGGAUUCCCUGCCGGGGCCCAGGAAGGAGAAAGGAGAGGCGCCCGCGGUGACCCUUUCCGCCCCCCUACCCACCAUGGAGUAUGCGGUGGAGCCUACCCAGCUCCAGGCACUGCAGGCUGCCUUGAAUUCAGACCCAACAGCCUUGCUUACAAGCCAAUUCCUUCCCUACUUUGUCCCCGGCUUUUCGCCCUAUUACGCCCCUCAGAUUCCCGGGGCCUUGCAGAGCGGGUACCUGCAGCCCAUGUACGGCAUGGAAGGCCUGUUCCCUUACAGCCCUGCUCUGUCCCAGGCUCUGCUAGGCCUGUCCCCCAGCUCCUUGCUGCAGCAGUACCAGCAAUAUCAGCAGAGUCUGCAGGAGGCGUUGCAGCAGCAGCAGCAGCAGCAGCAGAGGCAAGUGCAGCAGCAGCAGCAGAAAGUGCAGCAGCAGCAACAGCCCAAAGGAAGCCAAACCCCAGUCCCCCUGGGGGCUGCUACCCCAGACAAAGACCCUGCCAAAGAAUCCCCCAAACAAGAAGAGCAGAAAAAUGCACCCCGUGAGGUGUCCCCCCUCCUGCCCAAACCCCAAGAAGAGCCCGAAGCAGAAAGCAAAAGUGCGGACUCCCUGUGUGACCCCUUCAUUGUUCCAAAGGUGCAGUACAAGCUGGUGUGCCGCAAGUGCCAGGCGGGCUUCAGCGACCAGGAGGCGGCCAGCAACCACCUGAAGUCCCUCUGCUUCUUCGGCCAGUCUGUGGUGAAUCUGCAAGAGAUGGUGCUUCAUGUGCCCACUGGCAGCAGCGGCAAGGGCAGCAGCUCGUACCAGUGUGUGGCGUGCGAGAGCACAGUGUGUGGGGACGAAGCCCUGAGUCAGCAUCUCGAGUCAGCCCCUCACAAACACCGAACAAUCACAAGAGCAGCAAGAAACGCCAAAGAGCACCCCAGUCUAUUACCUCACUCUGCCUGCCUCCCCGAUCCUAGCACCGCAUCUACCUCGCAGUCUGCCGCUCACUCAAACGACAGCCCCCAACCCCCUCUGUCCUCCUCUUCCUCUUCAGCUUCCCCCCACGCCUCCAGAAAGUCUUGGCCUCAAGUGGUCUCCCGGGCUCCACUUGGGAAGCCGCCUCCUCCUUCUUUCCCUCCUCUCUCCUCAUCUUCAACGGUUACCUCAAGUUCAUGCAGCACCUCAGGGGUUCAGCCCUCGAUGCCAACAGACGACUAUUCGGAGGAGUCUGACACGGAUCUUAGCCAAAAGUCAGAUGGACCGGCUAGCCCGGGGGAGGGGCCUAAAGACCCCAGCUGCCCGAAGGACAGUGGUCUAACUAGUGUAGGAAUGGACACCUUCAGAUUGUAAGCUUUGAAGAUGAACAAUACAAAAAUGAAUUUAAAUAAAAUUAAUAACAAACCAAUUUCAAAAAUAGACUAACUGCAAUUCCAAAGCUUCUAACCAAAAAAAGAAAAAGAAAAAAAGAAAAAGUGUGGGUUGUUUUCCCAUAUAACAAUGCCGGUGGGUUUUACAUUUUUUUCUUUUAAUUAAAAAAAAAAAAAAACCUCUUACAUUUGUCCUUUUGAAGGUCCUGUUGGUCUGGGAGACAAAAGUCCAUACUGCCUCCUUAAUGUCUUUGGAGCUUAAACCCCUUGUAUAUUGCCCUUUUCCAAUAACGCCCCCACAUUGAUAGCACAGCAGAGGCCGGCAUGCACUGUAUGGGAAAGCAGCCCACCGUGCUACAGUUUAAAUUUCUUGCUAUCUUAGCAUUCAGAUACCAAUGGCUUGCUAAAAGAAAAAAGAAAUGUAAUGUCUUUUUAUUCUCAGGUCAAUCGCUCACACUUUGUUCUGUUUUCAGAAUCAUUGUUUAUAUAUAUAUAUAUAUGUGUGUGUGUGUGUGUGUAUAUAUAUAUAUAUAUAUAUAUAUAUAAAUGUUUUUGUUUGUUUU